AUAAUAAUAGCACGAUCUCGCCAGUAUUUUGUAUUUUGGCUGUUUUUCUGAAAGUGAAAGUGACAGACACCCACCACGUGCUUUUGGUCGGAUUUUCCUCAUUAUGGUUUCCCUACCCACCUCGACCGGCCCAGCAGGGACUUAUUUCGUUUCGAUAUUUAUGUCAUUUAUUGCUACUCUAGCAGUGGGCUUGCGAUUCAAGUUCAGACGUGUUCGGAAAAUGAAACUUAGUGGAGACGAUUGGACCAUUCUUUGCGCCCUGGUAAGGAAAUUCGGCGCUGAGUAGUCAAUACAGGUGUGCUCACCAAUGAUUGGAUUUUAACGUUGGCAAAAGCGAUAAUGGUGAUAGUUGGUAAGGUUAUUGAUUUCUCCAGAUGCUGGAUUUCGUUUUAAUACAAUUCAGGCACAGCGCAACAUUAUUUUGGCUACCACACUUCAAUCGAUCACGCGACUGGCAAGAUUAUUCGAACUGGAAAAGAGAUCAGCCAGGUCAAGGUAUGUGAACACUCUGUGGCUCUCUUCAAGGUUCUUUUUGCUGAUCAAACACACGAACAGUCCAACCUCUGGGGGCGUUUACUCCUCGCUAUCGCCCUAGGAUUCAUCAAAGUGAGCGUUUUACUAUUCUAUCGACGAGUAUUCCAAGUCAAGCCAUGGUUCAACACAGUAUCCAAAAUCAUCGCAGUGGUUGUAAUACUGUGGUCGGUCACUUUCUCGAUUUCGGGACUGGCCCAUUGCGGCACGCACUUCUCGGCUUGGUGGAACGGCAAUCUAGUCAAAUACUGCAAUAAUACCGCAGUGGAGAAUGUCUGGUUUGGGGUUACAGAUGUAGUGCUCGAUUUGAUUAUUCUAGCUAUGCCAAUCCCCAUGAUCUGGAAACUUCAGCACAUAACAAACAGACAAAAGAUUGGACAGUCGGUUGUGUUUGCACUUGGGCUACUGUAAGACACCUUAUCCUUGGGAAAGGAAAUACGAGCAAAAAUACUGAUGAGAACAGAUCAACUGCUGCUGCCAUGGUAAGGCUUGUAAUUACUGGAUUAAUAGCCCUUAGUCAGUCUCCCACCCUCCGAAAUGCAGCAGGUAUCAUGCCAACUCAAGCUAACUGUCUUAGAUACAAUACCUGGUGCUCGCGAUCUCUUGGGUGUUUAAUCUUUAUUUUCAAUAAGAAAGCUUAUAUGCUAAUGAGAAGUAUAGCUCUUAAUACAACCAAUGCAAUUUGGCAAAUAGUGGAAUUGGGAGCCGCGGUCACAGGAGCUUGUCUCCCUACUCUCCGUCCACUUCUUCAUGGUUACUCACCAGAGAGUGUAGUUGGAAGUAUACGAUCUACCCUUUCAAUUAACUCCGAGGCACGAUCUAUCAGACGAAAGGGCUCAGACGAUGAAAUAGGAGACCUUCAUCCGCUUGACAAGACACGGACUGCAGGUGCCCCUACCGAUAACGAGCGAGUAUAGGUAUACUCUUCAGGUGUUUAUUAUUGCAUAGCUGAAAGUACGGGAACUUUCAAAAUUCCAAUUGCCAAAAAGAUACUAGUGUUCGUAGGGGAUAAUAAGGAUAUAAAGGCAUGGCUUGUAAAUAAGCCUUUUCUUGCAGGAUACGGUUUCUUUUCUCUUCUCAGAUUCGGUGUCUGGAGCUCCACGCGAAAAGCAUCAUUCUUGCUGUCUCUAGAUUUCAAAUCACUUGGGCGAUAGUUUCACCACAUCAGUCCAACUUUGCCGUGGAAAAAA
Messenger RNA from Hymenoscyphus albidus, 1721 nucleotides. Lineage: Eukaryota; Fungi; Ascomycota; Leotiomycetes; Helotiales; Helotiaceae. The record is from the annotation of a GenBank genome assembly.